AUGAGUUAUGCUCUAGACCCUGCACGGGCGCCGCAGUUCCUGGACACGAUGUUGCGCCGCAACCGCAUCGUGCUCAUCUCCGCCACCUACUGCCAGUUCUCUACCAAACUGAAAAUGUUGCUGAUUGAGCUGAAGCACCGCUUCGUCUCGCUGGAGAUCGACAUCAUCCCCAACGGGCGAGAGGUUUUCCAGGAAGUGGUGGGUCGCACCGGCGUUCACACAGUCCCGCAGGUGUUUCUCAACGGUAAGUACCUUGGCGGAUAUGACGACGUCGUCGCGCUCUAUCACAAGGGCGAGCUCUCCGAGGCGCUGGAGAAGCGGUGA
Messenger RNA from Leishmania braziliensis MHOM/BR/75/M2904, 324 nucleotides. Its product is annotated as putative glutaredoxin. Gene Ontology annotation, biological process: cellular response to oxidative stress. Lineage: Eukaryota; Euglenozoa; Kinetoplastea; Trypanosomatida; Trypanosomatidae. The record is from RefSeq and is a predicted model, not a curated record. The coding region runs from base 1 to 324 and encodes 107 amino acids. Gene Ontology annotation, molecular function: glutathione disulfide oxidoreductase activity. The transcript has a single exon. Gene Ontology annotation, cellular component: cytoplasm.